Messenger RNA from Cucurbitaria berberidis CBS 394.84, 1170 nucleotides. RefSeq lists its product as uncharacterized. Lineage: Eukaryota; Fungi; Ascomycota; Dothideomycetes; Pleosporales; Cucurbitariaceae. The transcript has a single exon. The record is from RefSeq and is a predicted model, not a curated record. Bases 88 to 981 code for a protein of 297 amino acids.
GCGAUCUCGUCCACCAUCUCGGAAUUGCCGCUGUAGUGAUCCUAUCAAUCUCAGCAACUCUCAUUCUACACCCCGCAAGUUCCCGCAAUGCGAGGGAGGACAGCGAUCGCAACAACGAUCCUUUUCGUCGUCAUCAUUUGCCUCUUCAUAUCCGCACCCAAAUCCUGGAGGACCGGAGCAUCACCACCCAGUGUCACCGGCCACUACCCAUAUGUCAAGCCAAGUCCGCUCCCAUGGAAUCCACCUAGCUCCAAGGAACCCUCAGGUGAGGCUCAGGCGGAUCGUCUAAUCGUCAAAGUAAUGCUCGAAGAUGAAGACGCUUUGUGGAUAGACUCACUAUUCCCUACCUGGCGGAAAGAGCUCGUGACCAUUGACAAAAGAUUCUCAAAAUUGCACAAGGGUGGAAACAGAGUGGAUAAGGGACGGAUAGCAAGUCAUUAUCUUAUCUGGAUUAUUGAAAAUUACAAAAACCUACCCGAGACUGUGGUCUUUCUACCUCCGGAUCAACACACCCAACAGACUUCGCAAUCGGUCAUCUGGACAUCAAGCGGCUCCAACCUAAAAACCAACAUAUCCAACCUCCAAAUUGCGUUUAUUCAAUCCUCUGGCUUCGCCAAUCUUCAUUGCCCCACCCCAUCAAGAUGCGCCGAUUUAAUCCUCCCCUUUCGCUCCCCACCCAACGAAUUUCGCACCCUGGAAGUCGCCAUGCCAAAAGUCUGGCAAGGCAUUUUUGGUAACACUACUGUACCAGAGCAACUUGCUACGGCGCCUGGCGCUGAAUUCGCCGUCAGCAAGACGCAAGUGCAGAAGAGGAGUCUUGAUGAGUACUUGAAGUUCUGGACGUGGUUGCACAGGACGCCUAUGGAUGAUGAUACGGCGGGUUUGGUGUUUGAGCACCUCUGGCAUGUCAUCUUUGGGAGAGAUGCGGUGUUUUGCCCAGAGGAGAAGCAGUGCGAGUGUGAAGUCUACGGGAAAUGCUAGACGUCCAAAGAGAAGAGAGACGAAAGAUCUGAUACUGGAACCCAGGUACAUAGGGCGUCCGAUAUCGGGCGGUGUUAAUACAUGUAAUUCAUUACUCUCGAAGCUCGUAGUACCUCUUGAUAUUAUUGUUGUGUUCAUGAGGUGUUGAAGAGGUAAGACUUCUUGGAUUAAUCUAAAUAGCAAACGUGG